Rangifer tarandus platyrhynchus (Svalbard reindeer) is the source of this 1638-nucleotide messenger RNA. The record is from the annotation of a GenBank genome assembly. NCBI's taxonomy places the organism in Eukaryota, Metazoa, Chordata, Mammalia, Artiodactyla, Cervidae.
AUGAUGGGUCAUCGUCCGGUGCUCGUCCUUAGCCAGAACACAAAGCGUGAAUCUGGAAGAAAAGUUCAAUCUGGAAACAUCAAUGCUGCCAAGACUAUCGCAGAUAUCAUCCGAACAUGUUUGGGACCCAAGUCUAUGAUGAAGAUGCUUUUGGACCCCAUGGGAGGCAUUGUGAUGACCAAUGAUGGCAAUGCCAUUCUUCGAGAGAUUCAAGUCCAGCAUCCAGCGGCUAAGUCCAUGAUUGAAAUUAGCCGGACACAGGAUGAAGAGGUUGGAGAUGGGACCACAUCAGUAAUUAUUCUUGCUGGGGAGAUGCUGGCUGUGGCCGAGCACUUCCUGGAGCAGCAGAUGCACCCGACAGUGGUGAUCAGUGCUUACCGCCGGGCACUGGACGACAUGAUCGGCACCCUUAAGAAGAUAAGUAUCCCUGUUGACACCAGUAACCGAGAUACGAUGCUGAACAUCAUUAACAGCUCCAUUACUACCAAAGUAAUCAGUCGGUGGUCGUCUUUGGCUUGCAACAUUGCCCUGGAUGCUGUCAAAACUGUACAGUUUGAGGAGAAUGGCCGGAAAGAGAUUGACAUCAAGAAAUAUGCAAGGGUAGAAAAGAUACCUGGGGGCAUCAUUGAAGACUCGUGUGUUUUACGUGGAGUCAUGAUUAACAAGGAUGUGACCCACCCACGAAUGCGACGCUAUAUCAAGAACCCUCGCAUUGUGUUGCUGGAUUCUUCUCUGGAAUAUAAGAAAGGAGAGAGCCAGACUGACAUUGAGAUCACACGAGAGGAAGACUUCACCCGAAUUCUCCAAAUGGAAGAAGAGUACAUUCAGCAGCUUUGUGAGGACAUUAUCCAGCUGAAGCCAGAUGUGGUCAUCACAGAGAAGGGCAUCUCCGAUUUAGCUCAGCACUACCUCAUGCGAGCAAAUAUCACAGCCAUCCGCAGAGUCCGGAAGACAGAUAAUAAUCGCAUUGCUAGAGCCUGUGGGGCCCGAAUAGUCAGCCGGCCAGAGGAACUGAGAGAAGAGGAUGUUGGAACAGGGGCAGGCCUGUUGGAAAUCAAGAAAAUUGGAGAUGAGUACUUUACAUUCAUCACUGAAUGCAAAGACCCCAAGGCCUGCACAAUUCUUCUCCGUGGGGCCAGCAAAGAGAUUCUCUCGGAAGUAGAACGCAACCUCCAGGAUGCCAUGCAAGUGUGCCGCAAUGUUCUUCUGGACCCUCAGCUGGUGCCAGGGGGUGGGGCUUCUGAGAUGGCUGUGGCUCAUGCCUUGACAGAAAAAUCCAAAGCCAUGACUGGUGUGGAACAGUGGCCAUAUCGGGCUGUUGCUCAAGCCCUGGAGGUCAUCCCUCGCACCCUUAUCCAGAACUGUGGAGCCAGCACCAUCCGUCUACUUACCUCCCUUCGGGCCAAGCAUACCCAGGAGAACUGUGAAACUUGGGGUGUAAAUGGUGAGACAGGCACUUUGGUGGACAUGAAAGAACUGGGCAUCUGGGAACCAUUGGCUGUCAAGCUGCAAACGUAUAAGACAGCAGUAGAGACGGCAGUUCUGCUGCUGCGGAUUGAUGACAUCGUCUCAGGCCACAAAAAGAAGGGUGACGACCAGAGCCGGCAGGGUGGAGCUCCUGAUGCUAGCCAGGAGUGA